Molecule: messenger RNA, 712 nt
Organism: Contarinia nasturtii (swede midge)
Lineage: Eukaryota; Metazoa; Arthropoda; Insecta; Diptera; Cecidomyiidae
Product: myotrophin
Exons: 4
Coding region: 283-645 (120 amino acids)
Biological process (GO): regulation of barbed-end actin filament capping
Cellular component (GO): cytoplasm; nucleus
Molecular function (GO): protein binding
Source: RefSeq, a predicted model, not a curated record
AUCUGUAACGCAUGCAUUUUUCUCUUUUAGUGUAAAACUCCAUAUCUUUUUUUUUUCUUCAAAUUUAUUGGUUGAACGAAAAAAAAAAACAGUAUUGACCAUUUUCGCACUAUACAAUAAAUGAUAGGCAUUGAAGCGCAACUGCAGGAAAUUUAAUUGACGCAAAAACAGUACGCGUCGAAACCGGCAUAAUAUUCGUGUGGUAUUUUAUAAAAAAAACAGCGGUGACCAACUCCAAACCAUAACAACAACGCAAAAUAAGGUAAAAAGGAAGAGAAAAAAAUGGCACAAAUCGAUGACAGUAUCAUAUGGGCGAUUAAAAACGGCGAUUUGGAUCAAGUAAAGGAGCUCAUCGAGCAGAAUGGUUUCAACGUGAAUCAACAGAUUACAACACGAGCUCCCAUUCAUUAUGCGGCCGACUAUGGCCAAAGUGAUGUGCUGCGAUAUUUGAUUAACAAAGGGGCCGACGUCAACACCCGUGAUAAACAUGGUAUCACUCCAAUAUUGGCAGCAACUUGGGAAGGCCAUACCAAUUGUGUUCGAAUCUUGUUGGAAAAUGGAGCUGAUAAAAGUAUUACUACUCCCGAUGGUACUAGCCUAAUAGACGCGGCCGAAAAACAAGAAGUUAGAGACUUACUUUCUUAAUUUGCCACAUCAACGAUAUAGAAAAUUAAAAAAAUAUGAAAUGUCUAUCAGUCUUCAGUAAAAAAAA